Aspergillus fischeri NRRL 181 is the source of this 1269-nucleotide messenger RNA. RefSeq lists its product as uncharacterized. The transcript has 2 exons. The record is from RefSeq and is a predicted model, not a curated record. Lineage: Eukaryota; Fungi; Ascomycota; Eurotiomycetes; Eurotiales; Aspergillaceae. The coding region runs from base 1 to 1269 and encodes 422 amino acids.
AUGGCCUCUAAAACGAGAAGCCAGCGAACUCUUUCCCUCGGACAUACCGAGAAGAAUGCCAUGGAAGAAGCUCUAGACGAUGGAGUUCUGCGGCUCAGCAUGCGAUACCGCGAUUUUACACUGUUUCUUGACUUGAAAGAUCAAUAUCACAAGGAGUUCCUAACGCGGCUUACCGAACACACCGAACAAUUUGGAUUCGACUGGGGAUUGCUGGAGCAAUCUAAACAGGAGCGGAUGUCGUGUGCUGAGAGCUUUCUGGGCCGGUAUGGGAUGCUGUAUUGGGGUAAGGAGGUGAACAGGGAGAGAUUCCUUAUGAAAGAUUCUCGAGCGGAUCCGGCUUCUCUUUGUAUCUAUCCGGAGAGGAAGAAGGAGAUAGUGCGUGUGAUUGAGAUGCUGCUGCAGAAGAAGGCUCGGAGCUUCCUCAAAGCUAAUAUGGUCAGUGCGAUGAAUAAGCUCUUUUGGUUGUGUGAUUUGAUACGAUGGCUGACAGGAAGGACAACGCAGAUACUUCAAACCCCGAGCGAUGCGCCUGCCAAAACGCUGUCUUCUUCGAGCCUUGUUCUCACCAACGGACUGGCAGGAAGCUUAUCGUCCAGGGUUGGCGACAACAAUAACCAGCUAGGAAAAAGAAGGGCCCCCGAUGACCUCGAAGCCUCGCCAUCACGGCUCAGAGGUGCAGAUGCCAGGGCCAUUAGGCCAUUUAGCUCUAUCAUUGACACUGCGAAAAACACCACGAGAACACAGGAUCUGGUCGGCCUGAACGGGGCAUCAAGAGACAUAAACCGUGCUGAAUACUCCGGAACCCCGAAAACGGACUCAGUAAUAGACAACCACUCAGGAAUCACCCCUGCAGACACAGCGCGUAUGCCCGAAGAUGCACUAAAACAGCAGACAAAGUUCCUGGUAUCCGCGUCAACCCAGCCGAACAUGGCGCCUGUUUGGGUCCCCUUCCAGUUCUUUCAAUCUGCAGCAUCCUUCAUAGCGCACAUGGCGGAGGAAUGCAACAUCCACGAAUGGGACCCUAGCGCUCAACUGACCAAGGAGAUCUCAAAGUGGGACAGCAGUCCUCCAGCACCGCAAGCAGUUGUGGCGGCGUCCGUCAAGUUCGAGUGGUCGGAGUUUUUCAUAAGGGUACGCCAGGGCAGGGAUGACGACUGGGAAUUUGUCAUGCAGGAACUUCGCAAUUCAUGGAGAGUCAAAGGCGAGGAUGGAAGCGAGGCUGGAAACCAGCGAUUCCACAUCCGUGUCAUGCUUCAUGUUGUCUCCUGA